CCACUCGCGAGUACGUCAUCAAGAAGCGCCGGCUGCCUGUAUGUGGCAGUAACAUUUCAAUGACAUUUUGGUCUGAGUUUUAAUUUUAAUUUAGCGUAAAUGGCUUCGGUGACGCAGAAGAUGACAAUUAAUCUCUGGGCGCGGGUUUUCAAUAUCACCAGAGUACGGCAUUACAGAGCAUCAGUGAUUGCCCUGAAUUCUCGGGGUUACAGUGUGCUGCCACCCCCCCGUGAUGCUGAGGAGAAAGCGGUCCUGGACAAAAUGCUGAGGGUCGACCAUGCCGGAGAGUUUGGGGCAAAUCGCAUAUAUGCUGGCCAGAUGGCGGUUCUGGGGAGGACCCAUUUAGGACCACUGAUCCAGCAAAUGUGGGAUCAAGAGAAGAUACAUCUGCGUAAAUUUGAUGAGAUCCUGGCGGAGAACCGAGUGCGGCCCACGGCGUUGCUUCCCCUCUGGAACGUUGCUGGGUUUCUGCUUGGGGCUUCUACAGCCUUGCUGGGGAAGGAGGGGGCAAUGGCGUGCACUGUCGCAGUGGAGGAGAGCAUCUCAGAGCACUACAACAGCCAGAUCCGGGCCCUGAUGGAGGCUGACCCUGAGAGAUACAAAGACUUAUUACAAUUAAUUAAAGAGUUCCGUGAUGAUGAGAUUGAACAUCAUGACACAGGACUGGAGCAUGAUGCUGAAUCGAUGAUGUGGUUCUGUUGGCCUCAUCGGACCGUGACCUUCAGCUCUCACUGGAGCAGUUCGCAGCCGAGUGUGAAGCGGCUAGGAUGAGAAUCAGCACCUCCAAAUCCGAGACCAUGGUUCUCAGCCGGAAAAGGGUCCCCGGAUACUGGCUUUUGAAGAGCGCCAUUCAAUUUGGCUGCAAGGCUGCCAUUUAUGCAUCUGAGCGUAUCUAGAGGCAUCGCCAAGACGUAUUUCUUAAAUUAAGAAUAAAUGGUUGUAUUUAUGUUGA
Messenger RNA from Brienomyrus brachyistius, 952 nucleotides. It is a transcript of the gene coq7, whose product is annotated as coenzyme Q7 homolog, ubiquinone (yeast). The record is from RefSeq and is a predicted model, not a curated record. The coding region runs from base 100 to 771 and encodes 223 amino acids. The transcript has 7 exons. Gene Ontology annotation, biological process: regulation of reactive oxygen species metabolic process; ubiquinone biosynthetic process; regulation of gene expression. Gene Ontology annotation, cellular component: nucleus; mitochondrial inner membrane. NCBI's taxonomy places the organism in Eukaryota, Metazoa, Chordata, Actinopteri, Osteoglossiformes, Mormyridae. Gene Ontology annotation, molecular function: 3-demethoxyubiquinol 3-hydroxylase activity.